Messenger RNA from Myxocyprinus asiaticus (Chinese sucker), 5264 nucleotides. Its product is annotated as protein prenyltransferase alpha subunit repeat-containing protein 1-like. The coding region runs from base 14 to 1312 and encodes 432 amino acids. Gene Ontology annotation, biological process: protein prenylation. Gene Ontology annotation, cellular component: cytoplasm. Gene Ontology annotation, molecular function: protein prenyltransferase activity. The transcript is spliced from 7 exons. NCBI's taxonomy places the organism in Eukaryota, Metazoa, Chordata, Actinopteri, Cypriniformes, Catostomidae. The record is from RefSeq and is a predicted model, not a curated record.
UCGAGCUCUGAAAAUGGCCGAGUUGGAAGAGGAGGUGGAUGUCUUGGUCCAGAGAGUUGUAAAAGAUAUCAAUAACGUCUUCAAAAGAAACCCGAACAUUGAUGAAAUCGGACUCAUUCCAUGUCCAGAGGCCCGAUAUAACAGAAGCCCCAUCGUCCUGGUGGAGAACAAGCUGGGAGUGGAGAGUUGGUGUGUCAAGUUUCUGCUACCAUAUGUCCAUAAUAAACUCCUGCUCUACAGGCAGAGAAAGCAGUGGCUAGACCGGGAAGCACUGGUAGAUAUAACCUGCACUUUGCUUCUCUUAAAUCCAGACUUAACCACAGCUUGGAAUGUCAGGAAAGAGCUCCUGCAGUGUGGUGUGUUGAACCCUGAGAAGGACCUUUACCUGGGCAAACUAGCUCUAACCAAGCAUCCUAAAAGCCCGGAAACAUGGAUACACAGGCGGUGGGUGCUGCAGUGGUUGCAGAAGGAGUGCUCUCCCUCUGGGUCAGAAUUAAAGGAGCAGGUUGAACCCAGGGGUGACGCUGAGAGGAGUAGUCAGUGUGAGCGCCUGCAGAGAGCCUUGCAGGAGGAGAUGAGGGUCUGUGCAGAUGCAGCUGGCCGUUACCCCAGCAACUACAAUGCCUGGUCCCAUCGCAUCUGGGUGCUGCAAAACUUGGCCAAAGGCAGUCUGAAGGUUCUGCAUGAUGAGAUGUCCUCCACCAGGCUCUGGGUGUCCAUGCACGUGUCUGAUCACAGCGGCUUCCACUGCCGUCAGUUCCUUCUUAAAGCUCUGGCCAGUGAGCUCAGCCAGGCCGGAGAAAGGGAACUUCGCCCCACCCAGCAGUCCAACGGAGAGGUCACGGCAGGUACAUCUGAUGACGUUCACCAUAAUGACGUCAUUCAUCAGCUCUUCCACGAGGAGAUGGAGCUCUGUACUGACCUCAUCGAGUCAUAUCCAGGGCAUGAAACUCUGUGGAGCCACAGGCGACAUGUCUUCUACCUGUGGCACCAGUGGCGGCGGGAGCACUUUCUGGAGUUGGGGUCACAGUGUCCAACUCUCACCCACACUGACGUCCUCCUCAGUGAGGAGCCCUGUGAUGACAGCUGUUCCUCCCAGGCCAUGGACAUUGACUGCGUUCUAGAUGGGAGCAAACAUGGAAGCUACACGCAGGACACCAAGCGAUUAAAGCGGGGACCCUUGCUGCCCCACCACGGACUUUCCUCUGAGCACACAUUUGUCUCUAGAAUUCUUGCAGGGAGCCGGAGCCCCGAGCAAAGCCGGUUUGCCAUUGCCUACAGGAAGUGGUUGGACUCUGUUAUAGGUCAGUAGCAUUAGAAAGACACUGCCCACCAUGAGGUGGGAGAGCUGUGAUAGGUCAACUUAUUUCUGGCUUCAAACCACCCACACCCUGUUCUCUAAAAAUGGCUGGACUCAGUGGCUGGUUUGUCAGAGAUGCUCUGCAGGAGCAAAUUCCCCCCUCAUGAUGAAAACCCAUGACUGGUCGUUACAGUGUAAGCUUUGUCUGUUUCAGCUGCUUUAGUUCAGGUACUGGAAAUCUCAGGUCUGUUUUUCAGUGUAUUAUCUUAUUUACAAUCCUUUUUUUAUCAAUUGUCAAUUUCUUUCGUAUAAUUUUUGUUGGUUUUAUGUUUUUUAAAGUCUUCCACCAAAAAUCAAUUACAGCAUGUUCUCAUCAUGCUGACUGCAGUUUUAUGAUUCCUGUCAGGAGUCUUAAAUGCACCCUGUGGUGCAUAAUGAAGGGAACAUUUAGAGCUUAAAGUGAUUCUGACCCAGUUUCGCUGUUUUGUUUAAUUGAGGGCUGUACGACGCUGAAUCCUGUCUACUCCUCUUUUGUACUAAAGCACGACAAUUUUACAAUUUAUAUGUUUGCCUCAAUCAGUAACGUGAGCACAAUCAUUGAAUUUAAAGGGAUAGGUUACCCAAAAAUUAAAAUUCUCUCAUCAUUUACUCACUUUCAUGCCAUCCCAGAUGUGUGUGACUUUCUUCUGCUGAACACAAAGGUUUUUAGAAGAAUAUUUCAGCUCUGUAGGUCCAUACAAUGCAAGUAAAUGGUGACCAGACUUUUCAAGCUAUAAAAAUCACAAAGGCAGCAUAAAAGUAAUCCAUACAUACAGUGGUUCCCAACCCUGUUCCUGGAGGCCCUCAACACUACACAUUUUGGAUAUCUCCCUAGUCAAACACACCUGAUUCAACUCAUCAGCUUGUUAGUGGAGACACCAAGACCUGAACUGGGUGUGUCAGAAAAGGAGAUAUGCAAAAUGUGCAGUGUUUGGGGGGCCUCCAGGAACAGGGUUGCGAACCACUGAUUUAAUGUUUUGUGAAGUGAUGCAAUAACUUUGGGUGAGAAACGGAUUCAUAUUUCAGUCCUUUUUCCAGAGCUGAAAUAUUCUUCUAAAAGUCUUUGUGUUCAGUAGAAGAAAGAAAGUUAAACACAUCUGGGAUGGCUUGAGGGUGAGUAAAUAAUGAGAGAAUUUUCAUUUUUUGGGGAACUAUCCCUUUAAAGAUUCUUGGUGCCAUUUGAUAUGAAAUAUUAGGGCUAAAGGCGACAUUUUCAUAAGACUAAUGUUUAUAGUGCACAUGAACUUGAACAGGAACACUGCCCUCAUUCAGGUAAGCAUUUGUAUUAUGAUAUACUAGUAUAACAUAUCAAUGUUUUAAUGGUUCAUUGUACAGACAAUUCUUGGACUUUAAGAAUAAAUGCUCCUGACGUACAUUUACCACUUUUUAGGACAAUGAUGGUAUAGUCAAGUUAAGCAAAUCUCAGCAUUUAAGCAGAAGUUUUGGGUUAUAGCUCAUCCAUGUGGUCUCACAGGUGUAUGGGUUUUCAUUAUGAAAGGGAAUUUCAUAGUAGGAGUAGUCUUUUCUCAGCUUGGCCCAAACGUUGGCUGCAAAAAUAAUAAGCUGCCACGUUCAAGUCCAUCUGGUGCAGAAUGGUGCUGAUUCUCUGCUCUGGGGAGUGUGGCCCCUGAAGGGCCUGGGUUUACAAAUGCUGCUUUUUGUUUAACACUAUUUUAAACGUGAAGUAUAUUUAUGCAAAUAUAAAAAAGUGAAAUGUUGUUGGCUUCACUUAUGUCAUGAUUUAUUAUAGCUAAUAAGCUAUUAGACAGUUAUGGUUGACUCACUGUUACUCUGUAAUUAUUAACUUUCACAGUUUCACAGGCUCAGUCUUGCACUGACAACUUGAUUUCAUCACAGCUUAAUUAGAGUAGGUUGUGAACAUUUGAAAAGACUAUAUAAUAUCUGGAUAAUGCCUGUUCCACAGAUGCAUAAGUAUUCUGGUUAGAUGAAUUCAUUUUAACAGUCUAAGAAAGGUUAUACAAAUCCAUGUCUUUGAGCAUAUCUGGAAGAUUAGUAGAGUUCGAUCUUAAAGGGAUUGUUUACCAAAAAAUGAGAAUUCUCUCAUUUACUCACCCUCAUGCCAUCCCAGAUGUGUUUGACUUACUUACUUCUGCAGAACACAAAUUAAGAUUUUUUUAAAAAUAUUUCAGCUCUUUUGGUCCAUACAAUGCAAGUUAAUGGGUGCCAAAAAUUUGAAGCUCCAAAAAUCACAAAGGCAGCAUAAAAGUAAUCCAUACGAGAUAUUUUAGUCAAUUUAUACUAUAAAUUCUCUUCCCUGCUCAGUCAAUCUCCACUUUCACAUUCUUCUUGUGUUUUUGGUGAUUCACAUUCUUCAUGCAUAUCGCCCCCUACUGGGCAGGGAAAAGAAUUUCUAGCAAAAAUUGACUUUAAUAUUGAUCUGUUUCUCACCCACAUUUAUCAUAUCACUUAAGAUAUGGAUUAAACCACUGGUGUCUUAAGAAUGACUUAUUAUGCUGCCUUUAAGUACUUUUUGGAGCGUCAAAAUUUUGGCACCCAUUCACUCACAUUGUAUGGACCUACAGAGCUGAAAUAUUUUGGUGUUCUGCAGAAGAAAGAAAGUCACACACAUCUGGGAUGGCAUGAGGGUGAGUAAAUGAUCAGAUAAUUUUCCUUUUUGGUUGAACUAUUCCUUAAAGUUUCAACUCCUAAAGUGUAUUGCACAAGAACUAGAUUUAUGAAAGCGUUUCAGUUAUAUAAUUUCAAGACACUAUCCAGGACAAUUUCAGAGUGACUUUAUCAGUUACUGGAUGCCUUGGCUGUCCUUAUGCUUAUGUUUAAGGUGAAACAGCAAAAUGGGGUAGUGGGUGGUUUUUUUUUCUGUUAUUGGAUAUCUGUCCCAGAUCUCACAGGUUUACCUCAAAAGUAAAGCCAGCUUUUCUCCCACACCAUUCCUCGAUAUAACUAAAUGUUUUGCUACGCUGACAGCUUAUGAUCAUUGAUCACUCAACAUACGAACAAGUGUGUGCACAAGUUCUUUGUUUUAGUAAGGUUUUAGCAUCUUUCUCCUCCUACACCUGCUGUUAGACAAACAGAUCUACAUUUUCAGCAAAAAUGCCUUUAAAAUGGGUCUUUUAAAGUCACUGUGCUAUAUGCUGCUUGCAUACAUGGAUCAAAUCAGUUGCAAAUGUUAUUAUCUAAAUCCUGUGCUCAUGUUUUUGCAUGGAUGUUACAUAUGUGCUGUUUUACUGGGAUCAAAAUCAUGUUAUCAUUGCAUUUGAUUUACUUUUUACUUUUAUGAACAAUAGAGAGAAAACAUUUACAGUUUAUUAUUUUUUUUUUAUUCCCAAAAAUGAACUAUUUGGUGUAAUUAUGGUAACAAUUAUUGCCCACUGUAUUACAUGUUAAUUACCCUAAAAUCAACCACCCUUGGCAAUCUUAGGUUCAAGGUUGAUUAAUAUUUAGGCUACAACAUUGUUUGUCUUAUCUGUUCUAUGCUUCCGGUUUCACAUUAUUCUUUCAAAGCGGUUUCAGAAAUAGGUAGGCCAAUAUAACCUUAUAGGUUUCGAAUGUGUGUAGAUUUAUCUGAAUUGCAUUGAGGAAGCAGAUAGUAUUUCCAGUUGUGUCCGUUUCCAUGGUUGAAAAUGUAAUUUAUUUUGGGAAUACCGACAUUAACACCUGUUUAACUGUAAAGCAUAAAAAAGGAUCUUAAAUUACUGGUACAUCUAUGCAGAAGCAUUCUCACGAAGUUAAUUUAGCUUUAGAAAGAACAAAUGUAGCCUUGGACUUUAUAUUUUCUUCAUGUACAGUAUUGUCUGAUUAGGUACUCUAGGUUUUUACAGCAACAAUAACCAACAUUUAUAGCAUGUCAACCAUUAUGUAUUUUAUAUUUAUUUGUAAAAAAGAAAAAAGUAUUGAAUAGUUUUGUCAGUUGCCUACCAUAUGAAAUAAAGCUUCUCUGAAAAAG